Molecule: messenger RNA, 411 nt
Organism: Theobroma umbraticum
Lineage: Eukaryota; Viridiplantae; Streptophyta; Magnoliopsida; Malvales; Malvaceae
Source: RefSeq, a predicted model, not a curated record
UUUGAUGUGAUAUUGGAAAAUUGCAGAUUCAAUAAAAUAUGGCAGUGAAACCAACAGUAGCUUUGAGGGCUGUACUUGUAGGAGGGAUAGCUGUAUUUGCAAAAGUAGCUGGUGCAAUGAAGGCUGCUGGUGGUGCCAAGCUGGGUGCAGCGGCUUCUGCCAUGACAGUGGCAGCAUCUGCUGCUAUGUCUGGAUCAAAACAGAACCCAAAAGAUGAAUCCAAGCAAACGUAAAAAUGAUCAUCCCUUUUUCCUUCGUUUAGCAGCUUCUAGACAUUUGUAAUGUAUGUAGCAUAGUUGGCUGCUCCCGUGAGCUUGUUGGGAGCAAAUGGCUAUGCGUGAAAUGUAAUUUUGGUCAUCACACAGCUUUUAAAUCGCGUGAAAUAAGAGAAACCUACACCAUUGGUAUGAA